Xiphophorus maculatus (southern platyfish) is the source of this 4608-nucleotide messenger RNA. Its product is annotated as C-X-C chemokine receptor type 3-like. Gene Ontology annotation, cellular component: membrane. The record is from RefSeq and is a predicted model, not a curated record. The transcript has 2 exons. Gene Ontology annotation, biological process: regulation of leukocyte migration; G protein-coupled receptor signaling pathway; chemotaxis. Bases 3151 to 4275 code for a protein of 374 amino acids. NCBI's taxonomy places the organism in Eukaryota, Metazoa, Chordata, Actinopteri, Cyprinodontiformes, Poeciliidae. Gene Ontology annotation, molecular function: C-X-C chemokine receptor activity.
CCCACGACAGCCGCGUCGAGGACUUGAGGCCUCCAAAUGUGGGUCGCGCUAACCCCUACGCCACCACGGCACGUCCGUCAUUUUUACACAUAAUCUUUUAGUAAGCUCAUUGUAUGCGUCACACUUUGAGCUCAGGUCACGGCAAAUCAACAGUUGUUUACAUGCAGUACCCUGCAGACAACAAACUGUGGUCCCUGGACCACCAGUGGUCCAGGGACCACAGUUUGAGAAAGACUGCUCUAAAGGGUGGCGCCUCCCCCCUCCAACCUCAGACACCUGUCUAAAUGUCAUAUCAGACAUUAAGACAGAUUUGUUUACUUGGACGGGUUGUACUGAAACAUGUGAAUUUUGCUCUGGGACUAAUAAAGUAUGUACAUUCAUUCAUAUUCAUUAGUAUUUUAACAUUUCUUUCAUCCCUUGAACAUUUGGUACAAGUUUGAUUUAACAUUUACCAUAAAACUACAUGUGAGAAGAAAUGCUAACAGACCAACAGGGUUUCAGUGGCUUGACAUGGCGGCAGAGUAAAGAUACUGUAGUGCCGUAUUACCAUAAAAAGUAAAACACAAACUGUUUGUAUUAAAAAACCACUGCAUAGGAUUCUGUCUUGGUGAUGCAGUGUUUGGGACAGUGACGGAAGGAAUAAAGUAUGUGAAAAAGAGCAAGAAAACUAGUUAAAAGUGUCUACUUGAAAGCUUUAAGAACUGUAGCAUUUUAAAUGGCAAUUUUUGUCAAACAUUGGUAAAUAAUUGCUCUGGUGAGUCACAAACAGACUGAUAGGGGUUUUCACGUCUCAAACGACUGACCUCAGGCCUCAUUUCUCAUUACUUGCUCAUCACUGUAUGAACGUCCAAAUGAAUCCUCACUUAAUGAUUUGAAACUGGAGCUGGAGAUUGUACUAUUGCUUUUUUUACUCUCAAGUUAUUUUGUGAUGGACUGAAAUACACAUUUUGUCAUGUUGUUUAAGAGAAUAAUCACCUGGUUUUCUUCCAUAAUUUGAUCUCAAUGUAGUUAUCCCCAAACAAAUGCUGAAUGUUGGCCAAAUCAAAGAAGAGGUGGAACUUCCUCUUCUGAAAAGGAACAAAAAAUACUAUGAAAUUAGAUAAAUAUGAAAUGUGACUCUCCUGAUUUGGUGUGUACUGCAUGUGAAUGGCCAGGAGAAUCGCACAUGACCUAAAUUACAAAAUCAUUUCAAUUCUUGUGAGAAAAGCCAUUCCAAAUUUCAAUCAAAAUGUUCAAGAACAUUUUGUGAACAUGUCAAGAAUUUGUAACAUCCUGCACUUCCAGGAACUAUUGCAAAAAAAUCUGAUGCACUGUUUUCAAAUCAGUAUUUCUAUGAUUUGAAAUAUGACAGAAGUUUAUUUAUUUGAACAAAAACGAAAUUGUACAAUCGAUUUAAAUAACCUAAGGGAACACCCAAAGACACAAUCUAGAAUAAAAUGUGAUGACUGAUAAGCAAAGUCAGCACUCAGGAUCAGGCAUUUCUCUUCAAGGCAUUUCUUUUAAAUUGGUUCAGAGUCUGAAAUACGGUUUGUAAGUAAAUGAAACUGAUGAGUCAAUCUCAGGUUGAGUGUAAUGAAAUUCUGGAAAUGUCAUAACAUCAAAUCUUCACAUAUUUGCAUCUCUACGGUGGUUCCAUCUCAUUUUGUCAAGGUAAGGCUAUGACUUUACCUGAUAAUAUUUCCCAGUCAACAUAAUUUCAAGAGUCACAAUUUAAGAAGCUGAGAAGACUUAAACUUCUCACUUCUUAAGUAAAACUGUGGUCUGUAUACCAUACAACAUACGCUCUCAAAAUCUUUCCUCAUCCACAGAUCUGCUGUGUGUGACCUGCUGUAAGCAGUGGAAAGUGGUCUAGUCAAUCUGCCAAAAACAAGAACAAACAGAAGCAAAGUUGUGGAAUAGUUUGUGCAGCUUAUGCAAACCCAGUUCAGGAAUGGUUUUUGUGGUACGUUUUUGGUUCAUGACACUUUGCCGUCACAAAAACUAAGUUCUGGUGAUCUGCAAAACUAGAUUCUGCACAUUUCUUUAGUAGUUGCUCAAACGUAUUUGAAUCCAGUUAACAAAUAUGCAGUACAGACCUAAGGUAAAGUCUUUGUCAGUGUUUUUGUUGUUGCUUUAAAUAAAUCUUAAUUAGUAAGACUUCUUUAAUUAUAUUUUCUAAAUACACAAAGUUUAAUAUUCACUAAGAAAAAAAAGUUAAAUCCCCGCCAAAGCUACUCCCCAAUCACUUGAAAGGUGUUACGUUUGACGCUGUGGUUCUUGCUGUGGUGUUUUUUCUUCCUUCUAUCUCUCCUCACUCUCUCUGUGGCUCCCCUGCAUGGUGCUAAUAGUGUCACUGGAUUGUAUUAAGCACAUUUCUGCUCAGCAGCUGCAAGACCUACAAUAUCUGACUGAUACAAAUUGGUAAGUUACUUGCUUCCUUUUUUCAGAAUUUUCCUACUUUCAGUACACAGUAAGCCAUUGAUGAGCAUAUACAGCUUUUAAGUUAAGAUUAACUUUCAAAUUUGAUUAAUUUUACGAUUUUCUUUAGUUACAGCCCAAUAAAUCUUAUGCAUGUUUUGCCAAUAAAUCUCUAAAAGUUGACUUGUGUGCAGUUAUGCUUCCUUAAAGAGUUGUGAUGUUUAAUUUAAAGCGUGAAAAUUUGGCUGGUAAUAAUUUUGACAGUAACUGAUAGGAGGCAGUAAUGCAGGGCAAUGACGGCAAAAUUGAUAUGUGUUGAUUUAAAGAAUAAAAAAGACUAAAAUUCAGAAAAACAAAUAAUUAAAAGCAUAUUCUAAAAGUGUUUCAGAUAAGCUACUGACUUCUCUGCAAAUACACAAAUCUGAAUGUCAACAAUUGCAGCAGAGUUUUAUUUAGAAACCAAAAAAAUACAUAUGAGCAACGGCUUACUUUAUAUUUUAAACAUUUAGAGUGUAUUUUCAUGAAUCUUUACAAAUAAAGAGUCGUUUGUGUUGUUUUUUUUAAUGUCGCAAAGCAAAAAGUUGCUCCUUCUCCCAGACGAGAACAUUAUCAUUCUUCAAUCUAAAUCUAUGUGAAAGUUGCUGAGUUUGUGCAUUACAGACAAACAGCACCGCCAUGUGGCUGAAUCCACGAAGAAAAGAAAAUAAAACAAAUAACUUAAGUAGAAAUUUUUCUUCUUUCUUACAGAUGUGAAUGAUGGUAGACACUGAGAAUCUAUCAGAAAAGUACCAAUGGAGGAACGACCUUGAGGAAUUAUUGGAAAACUAUAGCAAUUACUCUUAUGACGGUGACUUAGACGGAGGUGAUGUUUGCGACCUGAACAAUGGCACAGUUUUUGAAUCCUUGUUUAUACCAACUCUCUACUCGAUGGCGUUUGUUGUUGGUGUCUUGGGGAAUGGACUUCUGCUGGGAGUCCUCUUUCAAAGCAGGAAACGUUGGAGUGUGACAGACACUUUCAUCCUUCAUCUGGCUGUAUCUGAUGUCCUGCUGUUGUUGACCCUGCCGCUCUGGGCUGUACAGUCUGCAAGUGAAGCCGGAUGGGAGUUUGGUUCUGCCCUUUGUAAGAUUACUGGAACUGUUUUUACGAUCAACUUCUACUGUGGGAUUUUUCUCCUAGCCUGUAUCAGUGUUGAUCGUUAUCUAUCCAUUGUCCAUGCUACCCAGAUGUACACCAGAAAGAAGUCCUGGGUUGUUCAUGUGAGCUGCGCUUUGGUGUGGUCGUUUUCUGUGUUCCUCUCCAUCCCUGACUGGAUGUAUUUAGAACCUGCGAAAGAUGACAGACGAGGAAAUAAAGCAGAGUGUAUUCGUAAUUAUAAGAAAUUUGGCUUAGAUGUCAAACAUCAAAAGAUCAUAGGAAGAGGGCUCUACCACACUUUGGGGUUUUUUCUUCCUUCAGUUGUCCUGAUCUUCUGCUACUCCUGCAUCUUGUGGCAGCUGCGAUGUGGCACCAAAGGCCUCCAAAAACAGCGAGCUUUCAAAGUCAUAAUAGCCGUUGUGGCAGUUUUCUUUAUCUGCUGGACACCAUAUAACAUCACCCUUUUGAUAGAUACAGCUGAACUGAACAACAGUAGUAUAGGAUGUGGAACGCAAACAUCUCUGGACAAAGCUCUGACUGUGACUUCGUCUUUGGGAUACCUUCACUGCAGCCUCAAUCCCAUCCUCUACGCCUUUGUGGGUGUGAAGUUUCGCCGUCAACUACUGAACAUCCUAAAGUCGAUGGGCUGCAAACUGAAGACAAAUAUAAAAUUAGAGUCUCUCACCAGGAGAAGCUCUAUUUGGUCAGAUUCUAGAGAAACCUCCAACUCCAUUGCAAUCUGAAGGACGUGUAUGUAGAGAACAAUAUUUAAAGUGUGUUAAAACUGAUGUGGAGACGUGUAAUUUACCGUUUUACUGUCAAGUUACUAAAGGUUAAUAGCAUGUAAUUAGCUGAAAAGGAGAGUGACAUUUAGUAGACAUCUAUUACAUUCAAUUUGCUGCUACAUAGCAGCAACAAACAGACAGCAGUGUUUUUAUAUUUUCCAAUAACGAGGCAGCUAUGUAAGAUACAAUAACUUGGGGUUACAUUUUGUGAGCAAAAGUAAAACUUUUAUGUAAAACACAUUUCAUGUAAAGUAUAGUUGUAUAUAAUUUCUUAUUUUGCUACAUUUAAUA